AUGGGCCUGAAGGACCAUCUGGAGGAUGAAACAGGCCACAUCCUCAACCUGGGGCUGGAUUUGGACUACCUCCACGUGGAAGGCACCGACCGCCAGGCCAGCUUGAGUGCCACAGUCGGCACACACUCAGGAGCCUUGGAGGGGGACGAGACGGAGGUAGGAGGCACCCAUAGCAGUGUCAGUAGUAGCAGCAUCAGCAGUAGUAGUAGUUGUAGUAACUCCUCUGAAGAGAGUGCUGCGUCGGACAGCGAGGAUGAGCGGGGGGUCCAACAUGGCUCUGGUUCUGACGCUCAUACCACCCACCCGCACCCCUGUCACCCUGCUAGGCAGGGCCUGGCACAGAGCCCCCAUUCUAGGGACCCAAAACACUCCACCAACCCCUUCACAGAGUACCGCUCCAAGAUGGAGUUUGCCCUGAAGCUGGGCUACUCUGAGGAGCUGGUUCUGCUGGUUGUGCGGAAGCUAGGGCCUGACGCCCUCAUUAAUGACAUACUGGGAGAACUGGUCAAACUGGGCACCAAGUCAGAGACGGAUCAGGCUGGGGGGUCGGCCACCUCCCACUUGCCCUCCUCCUCCUCCUUAUCCUCCUCCUCUCUGGACUCCUGCAGGCUGGACUGCUCCUCCCAGCUGCUGUUGGAUGACAAGGAGAACAUCAGGCCUGUGGUGGUGGAUGGGAGUAAUGUAGCCAUGAGCCAUGGGAAUAAGGAAGUGUUCUCCUGUCACGGCAUCCAGCUGGCUGUUGAUUGGUUCCUGGAGCGUGGUCACCGUGACAUCACUGUGUUUGUUCCCGCCUGGAGAAAGGAACAGUCCAGACCGGACACCCUCAUCACAGACCAGGAGAUAUUGCGGCAUCUAGAGAAAGACAAGAUCCUUGUGUUCACUCCCUCUCGUCGGGUCCAGGGCCGCCGGGUGGUCUGCUAUGACGACCGCUUCAUCGUCAAGCUGGCCUACGAGUCCGACGGCAUCAUCGUCUCUAACGACAACUACCGGGACCUGGCCAAUGAGAAGCCAGAGUGGAAGAAGUUCAUUGACGAGCGGUUGCUCAUGUAUACGUUCGUCAAUGACAAGUUCAUGCCUCCUGAUGAUCCUCUGGGUCGCCAUGGUCCCAGUCUGGAGAACUUCCUGAGGAAGAGACCAGUUAUCCCAGAACACAGGAAGCAGCAAUGUCCCUAUGGGAAGAAGUGCACUUACGGCCACAAGUGUAAGUUCUUCCACCCUGAGAGAGGCAGUCAGCCCCAACGCGCUGUGGCCGACGAGCUGCGUGCCAAGAACUCCUCUUCAUCCUCUACCUCUUCCUCCAAAAGGGUGGGUGAGGCUCUGAUGGUGAAGAGUCACAGCAUGUCCAGCAGCUCCAGGGUAGACGGGAUCCCAGACCCCCACCAAGCUCCCCCAAAGAGGCAGUCGGACCCCAGCCUUUGCGCCCCCCCCUACAACGACCUCCUGGAAGAGCAUCUGGGCAGGAGGACUAAAGCAGAGGCCCGCAGAGGGAGUAGCAGCAGCAGUAGCAGCAGCUGCAGCAGCAGCCUCUUGGCUUCUGCUCCUGGGGGACCUCCUUCCAGCCACGGCUUCUCUCUUCAGGACUGGGGGAACACCUCCUCCAGAGCUCCAGGGCUGUCGGGGCUUGGUCACUCAAAGUCAUACUCCACGUGUGAAUCCCCGGAGCUAAGCUACCACUCCCUGAUGAGGGCCUACUCCAGCCUAAGCCUGGUAGUGCCGCGGAGCCCCGAUCGGCUGUUCCCGGCUGACCUACGGACGGGCUCACUGGUGUCUGACUGCAGCAGCGAGGGCAGCGUGAGCUCAGACUCCUUCUCCCCUGAUCCCCUGCUGGAUGACAGCCUCAAGUGCCACUAUCACCACCCCCAUCACCACCACCAUCACUGCCCUAGCUGCUACCCACAUCACCCCAACCACCCACCCCCUGGUCUGACCCAGCACCCCCAUGGAGGCUCCCACCAUGGCUACCCUCAAGCUCAAAGCAGCCUGGAGGAUCCUCCCUCCUCCCUCCACCACUUCAAGGCACAGCUCUCCUACCUUCCUCCCCAUAUUCAGCAACCGUCUGUGGGGAGCCACUCUGGCUGUUCUGGGAACUACCCUCCCCAAACUCUAUCCCAGACCUCAAGCCCCCACUCCCUCUCUCACAACUCUCCUCUGGGGCAUAACCUGGGGGGCUCCACCUGGCAGGACAACAACAGCCUCUACAAGCAAUCCCAUGUCCACCCAAGGAGGAUCUACCCUGGGCCAGGACAGGAGCAGCAACUGGCCAGAUGGGACCCCCACUACCAGCAUCCCCCCCAGGCCUGCUACGAACCUUUCACUUUCCAGUCCCUGCCUGAGGGCCGCAAACAACCCUGGCACUCGCCCUGGCCCAGGGGGACACACUCUCCCCAUCCUCAAUCCCUUUCCUCCUCCCAUCCUCCACCUCUUACCCACCCCUCCACGGCCCCCCAGCACCAGGAGCCCCCUGCCCUGGGCAGAUACCAGGAUGUGAGGGAGAAUGUGUUUGUCAACCUGUGUAACAUCUUCCCCCCAGAGCUGGUGAGGGUGGUGAUGGUGAGGAACCCCCAUGUGAUGGACGCCCAGCAGCUGGCUGCAGCCAUCCUGGCUGAGAAGUCCCAGGUUGGCUACUGA
Molecule: messenger RNA, 2628 nt
Organism: Salvelinus namaycush (lake trout)
Lineage: Eukaryota; Metazoa; Chordata; Actinopteri; Salmoniformes; Salmonidae
Product: probable ribonuclease ZC3H12C
Exons: 5
Coding region: 1-2628 (875 amino acids)
Cellular component (GO): cytoplasmic ribonucleoprotein granule; nucleus
Molecular function (GO): RNA endonuclease activity; mRNA binding
Source: RefSeq, a predicted model, not a curated record